This is a messenger RNA of Hemicordylus capensis (graceful crag lizard), 4686 nucleotides long. It is a transcript of the gene SNX13, whose product is annotated as sorting nexin 13. Gene Ontology annotation, biological process: positive regulation of GTPase activity. Gene Ontology annotation, cellular component: early endosome. Gene Ontology annotation, molecular function: phosphatidylinositol binding. Bases 631 to 3531 code for a protein of 966 amino acids. The transcript has 27 exons. The record is from RefSeq and is a predicted model, not a curated record. NCBI's taxonomy places the organism in Eukaryota, Metazoa, Chordata, Lepidosauria, Squamata, Cordylidae.
AGGUGGUGGACCCGCUGGUCCCGCCCCUCUAGCCCGCUACGCCGGCCCGCAGCUGCCGCUUCUCCCCCUUUCUCGCCCGCUUCUUCCCUCCCAGAGCAAGAGUGCCGCGGGUGGGGAGGCCAGCCGGUUCUUGUGCUUGUGAGAGGAAAACGCGGCAGGUGGCGGCGGCAGCAGCAGCAGCAGCAGCGAGCGGCCGGGUCAGCAAGGCCUCCCGGGCGUCCCGCCGCCCCAAUGGGCAGACGCGCCGGGGCGAGCCGCGGCGUCGGCGGCGUCUCACGUAGCCUUGUCAAGAUGGCCGCCUCUCCUCAGCGACCUGCGGAGGCGGCGGCGGCUGUUGUCGGGCUGGGGCCACGGAGGGACCGCUGAGGAGGGAGGCAGCCGGCCGGCGCCGCUCUCCCCGCCGUGGAGGGGAGGCGGAGGAGGCGAGAGCAGACCCCGCGGGCUGCGGCAGGGCGCGGACACACCAUGCGGCGGGGCUAGAGCCGGGGGCUUCCACCGCGAUCAAUGAUGUUAGCGGAGAUCAUUAGUAGUCCAUCUGUCGCAGUACUGACUGCUCUGACUGGCAGCGGCUUUGUGGAGUCUCUGACAGUGGUCUUUCCCAGCCUGCUAUCUGAAAUUCUUUAACUGGAGAUGCUGACCAGUCUUUCCAUAUGGGGAUGGGGAAGCCUUGGCGUUGUACUUUUUCUAAUAACAUUUGGACCAUUUGCUAUAUUUUACUUUGCAUUUUAUAUCCUCUGCUUUGUGGGUGGAGGCUUUGUGGUAACACUCUUGUUUGGAAAAACCAGUUCAGAGAAGUACCUCGAACAGUGUGAACACUCCUUUCUUCCUCCAACAUCAUUUGGGAUUUCUAAGUGCAUAGAAGAAAUGAAAAAGGAAAGCGAGCCUCUUAAAAUUGAUAGGAGACUGACCGGUGCCUAUAUAAUUGAUGAACCUUUACAGCAAAUUAUCCAGUUCUCCCUGAGAGACUAUGUUCAAUAUUGGUAUUACACACUAAGUGAUGAUGAGUCUUUUCUUCUUGAAAUCAGGCAGGCUCUACAAAAUGCACUAAUUCAAUUUUCUGCUAGGUCAAAAGAAAUAGAUUGGCAGCCUUAUUUCACCACUCGACUUGUAGAUGAUUUUGCAACUCACCUUAGAGUAUUCAGAAAAGCUCAGCAAAGGAUAAUGGAAAAAGAUGAUCAGAUGAAAGAUACAGCAGAAGAUCUUGUAAAUACAUUUUUUGAAGUUGAAGUUGAAAUGGAAAAGGAAAUGUGUCGUGAUCUAGUCUGCACAUCUCCCAAAGAUGAAGAAGGAUUCCUAAGGGAUCUAUGUGAAGCUUUACUGUACGUAUUGCUACCUCCUGGAGACUUCCAGAACAAGAUCAUGAGAUAUUUUGUCAGGGAAAUCCUCGCUCGAGGAAUUCUUCUUCCAUUAAUAAAUCAGCUCAGUGAUCCUGAUUAUAUUAAUCAGUAUGUCAUAUGGAUGAUUCGUGAUUCAAUUUGCAACUAUGAGGCCUUUAUGAACAUUAUUAAAGUAAGUGACAAAGUAGGGGAGUUGGAAGCAGUGAGGGAUAAAGCAGCAGAAGAACUGCAAUAUCUUCGAUCCUUAGAUACAGCUGGAGAUGAUAUCAACGCUAUAAAAAAUCAAAUAAAUAGUUUAUUGUUUGUGAAGAAAGUAUGUGAUUCAAGAAUACUGCGGCUACGGUCAGGAAAAGAAAUAGAUACUGUGAAACUGGCUGCAAACUUUGGAAAACUUUGCACAGUCCCUUUGGACGACAUUCUAGUAAACAAUGUUGCACUACAAUUUUUUAUAGAUUACAUGCAGCAGAUGGGAGGCCAAGCGCACCUCUUUUUCUGGAUGACAGUAGAAGGAUACAGGGUUACAGCACAGCAACAGCUGGAAGUGCUACUGAGCCAUGAGAAAGACGGAAGGCAUCAGACGAUUCAAACCAAAAUCUUGUUACAAACAGCGGCAGUUGGAAUCUAUGAGCAGUACUUAUCGGAGAAGGCAUCUCCAAGAGUUAAUAUUGAUGACAUCUUGGUAGCAAAACUGGCAGAAAAACUGAAUAAUGAGAAUCCAACCCCUGAAAUCUUUGAUGAGAUUCAGAGAAAGGUGUAUGACUUGAUGCUGCGAGACGAAAGGUUCUAUCCUUCCUUCAAACAGCAUGCCCUCUAUGUGCGAAUGCUUGCUGAGUUAGAUAUGCUAAAAGAUCCUAGUUUCAGAGGAUCUGAUGAUGGUGAAGGAGAAUCCUUUAAUGGGUCCCCUACAGGCAGCAUUAAUUUAUCACUGGAUGACCUUUCAAGUGUGUCUUCUGAUGAAUCCAUCCAACUACAUGCGUAUAUUUCAGAUACUGUCUAUGCUGACUAUGAUCCAUAUGCCGUGGCAGGAGUUUGUAAUGACCAUGGCAAGACGUACGCGCUAUACGCUAUCACUGUUCGCCGCCGAACUCCAAGUGGUGAAGAAGCAUGGAAGACAUAUCGUCGCUACAGUGAUUUCCAUGAUUUCCACAUGAGGAUCACUGAACAGUUCGAAAACCUAGCAAGUAUAUUGAAGCUUCCUGGUAAAAAAACAUUCAAUAACAUGGAUAGAGAUUUUUUAGAAAAAAGGAAGAAAGAUUUAAAUGCAUACUUGCAGCUUUUGCUAAAUUCUGAAAUGAUGAAAGCUUACCCGGCUUUAGUACAUUGUGUGUAUGACUUCUUGGAAAAUAAGGCCUACAGUAAAGGGAAGGGAGAUUUUGCUAGGAAGAUGGACACAUUUGUAAACCCACUGCGUAACUCUAUGAGAAAUGUUUCAAAUGCUGUCAAGUCCUUCCCUGACAGCUUGGCAGAGGGGAUGACAAAAAUGUCAGACAACAUGGGCAAAAUGUCAGAAAGAUUGGGACAAGACUUAAAGCAAUCAUUUUUCAAGGAGCCUCCUUUAAUGGAGAAGACAUUCGUUGAUCCUAAACACUGCCGGGUUGCAGCACACCUUGAUGACAACGUGGAUGACAAUAUUCCUCUUAGGAUAAUGCUGCUGCUCAUGGAUGAAGUCUUUGAUCUGAAGGAGAGAAAUCAGUGGUUACGACGAAAUAUAAAAAACUUACUUCAGCAGCUUAUUAGAGCAAUGCGUGGAUAUACAAUAAAUAAAAAAAUAGUUGAUCAUGUUGAUUGGAUGACAUCUCCUGAACAAGUAGCAGAUGCAGUAAAGCGGUUCAGAGAUGCCCUUUGGCCGAAUGGCAUUUUAGCAGAGGCUGUUCCACGCAGAGACAAUGCCAUCAGAAUGCGAACAAGAAUUGCUGGGAAAACAAAAUUACUGGGGAUAAUGCCAGAUGAGUUGAAGCAUAUCCUUGGUGCUGAGACAACAAGGAAAGGCAUUCUCCGGGUCUUCGAGAUGUUUCAGCAUACCCAACUAAAUAAAAGAAUGGUGUAUGUCUUUCUAGAGGGCUUCUUGGAAAACGUAUUUCAACAAUAUAAAUUCCAUGAGCUGUUCAACAAACUGCAUUCAUGCUCAAAGCAGAUGCAGCGAUACAAGCAUAGACUACAACCUACGCAAGCGCCUUCUUCACAGAAAAGGUGACACUCCAAACUAUUCCAUUGGUGUCCAUUUGUCCAGGACUUGGGCAGAUUCUCUGGGGCUGUUAUUUCUCAUGCUGUUAUUUCUGCACCAGUCUUUUAGUGUCACAUAUUAGAUUAUUAUUGCAUCCAUAAGAGAUGUGGUUCUACUCAUUCUUCAUCUAUAAUGGCAACCACUACCAUGAACUGAGUUCAUGUGUCUUAAAUGAUUUGGUGCAUCUUCAUGCAACACUGAGAAGAAUACUGGCCUGCUCUGUAAGAAUGUUCGUUCCACUCCUGACCGAAUCUAUGAUUGCCAGCAACGAAAAGUGCUAGACGGUGUCCACUGAGAGAAGAGAAAAGCACAACUUUGGUGACAGCAAUGGAGGACUUUGCUGCUUUGCUUGGAGAUUGUGCAAUGUGAGAAUCAGGUGCGAUUUGAUUUGCAUUAUGACUGUUGAGACCUUGUGGGUCUUGAUGAGCAGCUGUAAGCUAGCAGGAAGAGAAGUCUUUUGGAAUAGAUCAUUCUGAAAAAUAGUGCUAUAUUUUCCCAAGAACUAAUUUGCUAACUAAAGGUUGAGAUAAUAUGGUGCAAAAACCGUGUUAACUUUACCUUUGUGAAUUCAAGAAAUAAACUAAGCAAAUUAUCUUUGUUCGGUUUAUUAUUCUAUGGAGUAAGGCAGAAAUACAGGGAAGAUAGACAUGGGUUUGAAUUAGCCUCUUUAGAGAUCUUGUUUUGCUCUUAAAUUUACAGAUCUUGUGGUCCAUGUAUAAUUUUAAAGGAAUAAUUUAUAAUAGUCACAGUGAAGGGAACAGAUGUUGCCACGUUUGUUUUUUAGGAGUUUGGGGGAAGAAGCAAAGAACAGAAGCAAAAUUAAAAUGCAGUUCUCUUGACCUUAAGAACCUUUUUCCAAAGGAUUGUGCUAUAUGCCAUUAGAAGUCACCUUAUAAGUAUGUUCACUUCAAGUGUAAAAUUGCUAAAAUGACUUUUCUUACUGACAUGGAAGUCUUCUAGACUUCAUUGAACAGACAUAUGCAAACAAUUGCAAAUUCCUGAAUGCACCAUAGUGUAUAUAUGAAAAUAAGAGACACAAUUACAAUAUAUUUUUAAAUAACAAUCUCUUUUAUUUUUUGCAUAAUGUAAAAUUUUAAUAAAUAAAACCUCUUCUACACAAAAGCC